Molecule: messenger RNA, 2124 nt
Organism: Naegleria lovaniensis
Lineage: Eukaryota; Heterolobosea; Eutetramitea; Acrasida; Naegleriidae
Exons: 2
Coding region: 1-2124 (707 amino acids)
Biological process (GO): regulation of gene expression
Molecular function (GO): chromatin DNA binding; RNA polymerase II cis-regulatory region sequence-specific DNA binding; protein binding
Source: RefSeq, a predicted model, not a curated record
AUGAAUUAUCCGAGUAUCGGCCAACGAUUAGAUAUUGAAAAUGAGAAGGUUUGGAUGAGGCUUGCCAAACUUGCCGAUGCCAUGAACGAGCCCGAAAAGGCCAUUCAAUACUAUGAAAGAGUACUUCAAUACAAUCAAUAUAACGUUCCAGCAUUGACAAGUGUUGCUUCAAUUUACAGAAUGAAAGACCCUCCAGACUUUCCAAAAGCUGUCGAAUACUAUCAUCGUGCUCUCUCAACAGAGGACAACAAUACAGAGAUUUGGGGAAAUCUAGGACAUUGCUUUUUAAUGAUGGAUGAUCUCACAAAGGCUUACACAGCCUAUCAUCAAGCAAUAUAUAAUGCUAAAUUACAAAACAAGACAAAACAAGAUCCACAUUUGUGGUACGGAAUUGGUAUUCUCUAUGAAAGAUAUAAUAGUUUGGAUAAUGCUGAGGAGGCUUUUAGAAGUGUUUUGAAAAUGGAUGCACAAUUUGAGAAAAUUAACGAAAUUUACUUUCGUCUCGGUAUUAUUUACAAACAACAGAAAAAGUAUGAACAGAGUUUGGAGUGUUUUGGACGUAUUCGUAAGAAUCCACCACCUCCUUUGACUGAAGCGGAUAUUUGGUUCCAAAUUGGACACGUUUACGAAUUGAAGAAGGAUUUUCAAGAAGCAAAGAAUUCCUAUGAAAAAGUUCUACAAUUUAAUUCCAAUCAUAGCAAAGUUCUUCAACAAUUGGGUUGGCUUUAUCAUCAAAACACCGAGUUCCAAAAUCAAGAUAUUGCCAUUCAUUACUUGCAAAGAUCGAUCGAUGCAGAUCCAAACAGUGGACAAACAUGGUAUUUAUUGGGAAGAUGUUUCAUGGCACAGAAAAAGUAUCGAUUUGCCUACAAUGCUUACCAACAAGCUGUGUUUAGAGAUGGAAAAAAUCCAACAUUUUGGUGUUCCAUUGGAGUUUUGUAUUAUCAAAUUAAUCAGUAUAGAGAUGCAUUGGACGCUUAUACUAGAGCCAUUCGUUUAAAUCCAUAUCUAAGCGAAGUUUGGUAUGAUUUAGGUACUCUCUACGAAUCAUGUAAUCAAAUUCCUGAUGCAUUGGAUGCCUAUCAACGAGCAGCUGAUUUGGAUCAAAACAAUGAACACAUUCAACAACGAUUAAUUUUCCUCAAAUCCAUGGAUAGAAGCAAUCCACAGCCAGAAGAAUCCAAGAACUUGACAGCUGUUGAGCCACCCACUGCUGCCUCUCAAUAUCAAUCUGGAGGUGGAUAUUUCUCGAACAAUGCUCCCUCACAAUCGAAUCCACAAGCACAACCUGGUUCAGCAAACUAUCAGAAUUCGCCUUACUAUCCGCCAAAUGCUCCUCCUCCAAAGCUUUCCAUGGAUUCCAUGCCACCAUCGAGUACUCAUACCUCCUCUGUGAAUGGACAACCAUACAAUGCACCUGGCAGUAAUGUCACUGCUGGAGCAUCGUUGCCACCUGUGAAUUUACCACCCACACCUCGUUCCUCUGAGCCACCUGGUGUUCCACCACCAUCAGCCAUGUCUACAGGAAGUAUGAAUGAUCGAUUACCACCACCAGUACAACAACAGCAGCAAUAUGGUGGUAGUACUGGUGCCGCCAACAAUGCAUACGGAUCUUAUCAGAAUCCACCCAAGUCAGCAACAUCCACUGGUAGUGGUGGAGGUUUUGGACCAGUAUCCUCUCAGCCUCAAUCCUCGCCUAAUCAACAAUCACAAUAUUCAGGACAAGGUACACCCUAUGCUGGUCAACCUCCUCCAUACACCUAUCCUCCACAAUCAUCGUCACAGACUAUUGUACCUCCAAGUACAACUAAUUUAGGAGAGACUUCACCUUUGAAGAGAAGAUUAAGCCCCUUACCACAACCAUCUGAACAUCAAAGUGAUGUGAAACGGGUCAAACAAACUCCAAAGAAUGACGCCGACAGUGAAGACGACGAAGAUGACCAAGAUCAAAUGGUGAUUCACGAACCAGAAGAUUCAGAACCAACAUCCACUGCUCAAACUACUCCAAAAAUUGUUGGUACGACCUCAGAUGCCCAUCAAGAAUCAGAGCCACCAGUCGGUAAGGCAAAGAGUAGAUUUGUUAGAACCAAGAAGCUUAAUGAAAAUUCAGAAGAAAAAGAUUAA